CCUAUUUCGGAGCUGGCGGUUUUGGCGUGCCUCUUGUUUCCCUAGCUGAUUCGAGUGAGGAUUGGAUCUCGCUCCUCCUCGUAGCCAGCACUGAUCUGGUGGUGGUAAACUCUUGGUCGAAGUGGUCGCCGUCGCCGGAGCAGGAGCAUUUUGCCGUUAUUAGCGUGGCUUCUCAAGGCUCGUCGCACUAGGUAAAGGCCAUUGUAGACCGCCACACGACAUUUCCUGAGUCGCAUUUCAAUGAAAAGGUUACGUUGAAACUCACGCUCAGAUCCAUUCAUCGAUCCAGCCAUCAAAACCAAAGGACACUCAUUCAAUAUCCACCAAGUUCAUCGCUUCCCCAGUGCCCCCAUUUCCAACAACAUGAGUGGCGAGGAAUUUCUCCUCAAGUGGAAUGACCACCACAACUCGUUCUUUUCCAUCAUGCAGGACCUCUGUUCGUCAGAAGUCCUCACGGAUGUAACCUUGGCAUGUGGAGGCCAAGUGUUUGAAACCCACAAAAUCAUGUUGUGCGUGUGCAGUUCGUUCUUUCGCUCCAUACUUACCCGGAGACCGGACAAGCACCCGAUCGUCUUUCUCAAGGACAUUCAUCCCAAGCAUCUCGAGCAAUUGCUUCAAUACAUGUAUCAUGGAGAAAUCAACGUUCUCCAAGAGGAUUUGGCUCCUCUCGUGGAGGCUGCUCGUUGUCUCCAAAUCAAAGGGUUAUCCGACGCUCCGGCGAGUAACCAACAGCAACCUCGUCCACCGCGAAGUAACAAUGGUGGUCCCCCUCCAAUGAAGAAGGUCAAACCUUUGACUAAUAUCUCGAAUAAUCACAAACGGAAAGCAGAAUCUCCAAGCCAGGUUGUCAAAUCGAAUAACACGUUCAAGGGCAAACCAGUGGCUGAACACCUGGAGGACAUGGGCUUAAAGGAGGAACACAUGGACGCUUGGAAUGCUCAUUCUGAGGAACCGGACCUCAGUCAAGGCGGAAGUGAAUACGAUUCCGAAGUUUACCAAGACCAAGACGGAGCACCUAUUCAAGAUGAGGAUCACAUUAUGAUUCCAGGAUCACAGGUCGGAACGUCGACUCCUCCGGAAACUCUGGAUCAUCGCGAAACAUCACCUCACCCGGCGGGAUCGACGACGACAACAGCGGCGGGGGGAGCGGGGCAGGCCACGACAGCGACAGCGGGCAGCGGGAGAGCGAGCACUGAAAAGCGACAUGAAUGCAGCUACUGCGGCAAAAGAUUUCCCACCCCUUCUAAGUUAUCCAGACAUUGUUUGAUCCACACCGGAGAAAAGCCUUACUCGUGCGCCAUCUGUAGUAAGGGCUUCACACAGCUCUCUCAUCUCAAGAAUCACAUGAGAUACUCUCAUGCAAGUCUGUUCCUCAAUGUUUCUUUGCCACAACAUCCGAUCUCUCAGCCUGAACUUCCACAAUCUCCCGAACCUCCAGCCUUAUCCCUUCCAGCGUCCAUAAAGGUGACCACGACCAGUGCCCCAUCAGAUUUUGCUAAGGCCGCGUCCUCGCCCAAUUCGGAUUCGGCUUCCAAUGAUGCCUAAGAUGUAUUUAUUUUUGUGUUAAAGCGUUGAACACGCCUGACGGUGACUUGGGAGACCCGCUUUCAAGCAACAAACAACCGUUGGAAUAGUUCACUCACCAACCAAAACGAACAACUUAAAAAUUCUCAGCAAAGUACUGUAUAUUUUCUCUGAAGAAUAUAGAUAUAUCUAUAUGUGCGAAUAAAAUCCAAAAGCACUGAA
Molecule: messenger RNA, 1746 nt
Organism: Tigriopus californicus
Lineage: Eukaryota; Metazoa; Arthropoda; Copepoda; Harpacticoida; Harpacticidae
Product: zinc finger protein 865-like
Exons: 2
Coding region: 364-1545 (393 amino acids)
Biological process (GO): regulation of transcription by RNA polymerase II
Cellular component (GO): nucleus
Molecular function (GO): protein binding
Source: RefSeq, a predicted model, not a curated record